AUGGCUACGCCAGAGCUGGCCAUCGCAAAGGCCACCCUCUCUGCCACUCUCUUCCGCGCCGAUCCAACAUCUCUUAGCCGUCCAGAAGUCGAAACCUUCUUCCCAAUCCUUACAGACGCCCUCGCCAAGUGCUCGCGCCCCAACGUCCAGAAAUGCAAGGUUUGGAUCAUCGAUAAAAUUGCGCCCUCUGCCGCGCGCACGACUGCCCUGGCAAAAUACUUCAACGCCCUAUCCAAGAGUCUACAGGACGACGGCUCACGGCCGAGCCUUAAGCGACGGAGACUGCAUCUUUUGUAUGUUUUAAACGACGUGCUGUAUCACGCCGUCACGAGAAACGAUGACUUCAAGUUUGCGACAGCUUGGGAACCCGUUUUGCCUGGGAUGAUCGCAAGCGCCGCCGCGUUCGACAAUUGCCCGAAACAUAAGCAAAAGAUCGCGGAUCUUAUUCGCCUGUGGGAGGACCAGCAAUACGUCAAUUCUAGUUUCGCCAAAAAGCUCGAAGAUGCCCUCACUAGUGGUGUCGCUCCUCAAACGGCCCAAGAAGCGCAAGCAUCCAAUGUUACUCUUAAACUUGCAAAGGACGCGCCCUAUACGCUCCCUUCUUUCCACGGAGAUAACACGGUACCCUGGUACGAUCUACCCGCAACAACAUGGCUACCUCACCUGACUCCGAACUCAACAAAACCAAUGUUUCCCGACCAGAUUCGACCUAUUCAACUCGCAGCUGGCCCUGCAGACAAGGUUCUUGUCAACGCUGUACAAGACCUCCUAGGAGAGGUUGAGCGCAUGUUCUCGAAGGAGCAAAAGUGGAAUGACGAACCCGGCAACGAUCUAAAUGAGUUGGGAGAACGAGUCGUUCUGGAUGAAAUUACAGGUGAGGUUAUUGGAGGAGACACAUACUACGGCUGGUCCCGGCAGUUUUGCGAGAAAAUGAAAGAGAGAAAGAAGGACAGAAAGGGGCCAGACAGGGGUCGUUCGCGCUCCAGAUCUCGCAGCUAUUCUCGCAGUCGAUCACGAAGUUCUUCACGGCCCGCGCAUAAGCGCCGAAGAGCUUCUCAAGACUCCAGGGGUCGAAGUCUUUCCCGCAGCCGAAGCCGGUCAUAUAGCCCUGAUAACGAUCGCGGCGCAAAACGACCACGCAGUCCCAGCUAUAGUCGCAGUCGAAGUCGGAGUCGAAGCCGUAAAGCACGAUUUGAGCGCCCAGGGUACAGCAGAUCACCAUCGCGUUCACCUCCACGCUUUCAGGACAAGGACCCCCAAGAUCGUCCACAUCGCCCGCCCCCUUUCCCUCAACAGGCGCCUCCAGCACCUUUCCCUCCCAUCCCACCACCAGGAGACUUCCCUGCUCCUCCGCCUCCCCCAGCUGGCUACCAAGGUCCUUGGCCACCGCCGCCGCCACCUCCUCAUAUGGCUCAAGGCUGGUUCCCCCCUAACCCAGCCAUGAUGGGCCAGAUGAUGGGUGGCUGGAAUGUUCCGCCCCCUCCACCUCCGCCGCACAACGGAUACCAAGGAAGGGGGCGAGGAAACGGAUAUCGUGGUAGAGGGAGGGGUGGAUAUGAUCGAGGUCGAGGGUGGUAA
Messenger RNA from Fusarium musae, 1578 nucleotides. RefSeq lists its product as uncharacterized. The record is from RefSeq and is a predicted model, not a curated record. The transcript has 2 exons. NCBI's taxonomy places the organism in Eukaryota, Fungi, Ascomycota, Sordariomycetes, Hypocreales, Nectriaceae. Gene Ontology annotation, biological process: intracellular calcium ion homeostasis. Gene Ontology annotation, cellular component: perinuclear region of cytoplasm. Bases 1 to 1578 code for a protein of 525 amino acids.